GAAGGGGCCUCCAUUUAGUGAGUCCUUCCCUGAAGGCAAGACUUGCCACCUCUCCAUUCUUUUCCAGCUCCACGAUGGUGUUGCAGGUCCCUGAGGCCCUCUGGACAGCGGCUCAGACAGUGUUACUGAUGGUGCUGAGCAAUCCCAAGGUCCAGGGCAGGACCACUCCAGAGAAUUACCUGCUCCAGUCACGGCACGACUGCUACGCGUUUAACGGGACGCAGCGUUACAUCCACGAGUAUGUCCUUAACCGAGAGGAGUUGGUGCGCUUCGAUAGCGACGUGGGGGAGUACGUGGCGGUGUCGGAGCUGGGGCGGCGGACCGCCAAGUACUGGAACAGCCAGAAGGACUACGUGGAGAUGAGACGGGCAGAGGUGGACAGGGUGUGCAGACACAACUACGAGCUAGGGGAGCCCAUCCUCCUGAAGCGCAGAGUCCAGCCUAAAGUGAACGUGUCCCCCUCCAGGAAGGGGCCCCUGCAGCACCACAACCUGCUUGUCUGUCACGUGACAGAUUUCUAUCCAGGCAGCAUUGAAAUCCGGUGGUUCCGAAAUGGACAGGAGGAAACAGCUGGGAUUGUGUCCACCGACCUGAUCCGUAAUGGAGACUGGACUUUCCAGAUCCUGGUGAUGCUGGAAAUGACCCCCCAGCAGGGCGACGUCUACACCUGCCAUGUGGAGCACCCCAGCCUGGACAGUCCUGUCACUGUGGAGUGGAAGGCACAGUCUCAUUCUGCCAAAAACAAAAUGCUGACUGGAGUCGGGGGCUUUGUGCUGGGAUUCAUCAUCCUUGGAGUGGGCAUCUUCAUGCAUAAGAGAAGCAAGAAAGUUCAACAAGGUGCUCGAUAAAACAGGUGCAUGGAGAUUCGCUGCUGCCUGGAUGCAUCAUAUGGAAUGGAUUUGAGCUUUGGAAGUUGCAGCUUGCCUCAACCUAUACUUGCUGUGCAGAUUCAGCUAGCAGUACGCCAGCGAUCCUGCAAUCCAUGAUUCCCCAUUUCCACUAUCCUUGAAUUGUCUCUCCUUCCACCUGUCGCUCAGUCUGAUUGUUUAGCUUUGUCUUUGAUGAUUAGGGUUCCUGGAUUAUCAUAUAAAUGCUAUUCAUUUGCUUUUUCAUGUCUUUUUGUCAGAGAAAUGAAAUGAAGUGUCUGGUUAUUUUACCAUCUUGGCCCCACCGCCUCUAUAUUAUUUCUUGAACUGUAAGUGAAUGUGUGAUCGUUUAAAAAUACAAAGGUUAUUUUAAAAAAUAUUCACAGUAUAGGAAUAAAUUAGGGCAAACAAAAUGAUGGCACCUAAUUUCAUGGGUAAUUAUUUAGCCCUUGGAAGCAGUGUUUAUAAAAAUAUAAUAAAAACAUGGGCAAUUACUUAAAAUAUAUAGUGUUAAGCAACCUAUGCAAGAUUAAAAGAUUCCAAUAUGAUAAAUUUGUUUUAUUAAAAAAAACAGAUGUAAAUGUUUUGGGAAAAAACACUAAAAAGAAAUACACUGAAAUAGUCAUAAUCAUUUUUUUAAGAUGGGGCAAGAUUACUUUCUCUUUUUACUAAAUUUAUGGACUUCUAAUCUUCACUGAGCAGGUUUCACUAGUAUAAGAAAAUAUGUCUUAAUUUUCAUCAUUUUAUAAAACAAUUAAGAAUGUGAUCGACUGCUUUUUCUGCACUUGGUUUCAGAAGUCCUCCAGCAUCCAGUGGCCUACCUGAGAGGAAGCUGGAUUCUGACAACAAGGAGGCAGUGUUGCCACCAAAAUACUCUGUUGUACAUAGUAGACCACCUAAGAAGGUAUUGUCCAAUCCCUACUUACAUUGCAGGCCUAUAGAAGUUUCAUUCUGGGCCAAGACUUAAAUCACAGAGAAAGCUCUAUUACAUGGCAUCUGAUAUUUUCUUCCCAACACUGAAGAUGGCAGACCACUUGGUCAUUUCACUUCUCCCUUGACAGAAAUCCCUAUAUUCUAGAGAGAUCUGCAGUAACACUGCAAUAAUCCUACUAAGCAAUCUGUGGUUUUUCAUGUGGUAUAAUCCAGAUUUCCAACUUCUAACUCAUAUAGAAAAGCAGGAUUUCCAGUUUUUCACCCUUGUCUAAGAACUGGGGAGUCUAGAAUAUUAUGACUUUCCAAGAAGUAUUUAUAUGGAAUUAUCAAGAGGGUGACUAAUAAUUCUACUUAUACAGUCAAUUAAUCAAGGAGUAGAUUGGAAUGUUGAGUACAUAAUGAUGAAACUUCAUGUCUUAGUUAUCUAGUGCCGCUGUAACAGAAAUACCACAAGUGGAUGGCUUUAACAAACAGAAGUUUAUUCUCUCACAGUCCAGUAGGCUAGAAGUUCAAAUUCAGGGUGCUGGCCCCAGGGGAAGCCUUCUGUCUCUGUCAGCUCUGUAGGAAGGUCUUUGUGUUGUAUCAGUCUUCCCUUGGUCUGGGAGCAUCAAAGGAAAAGAUCCUCAGGUCCAAAGAUGCGCUCUUCUCCCAGCACUGCUUUCCUGGUGGUAUAAGGUCCCUCAACCCUCUACCUGCUUCUCUUUCCUUUUAUGUCUUCUAAGAUAAAAGUCGGUGCAGGCCACAUCCCAGGGAAACUCCCUUUACAUUGGGUCAGGAAUGUGACUUCAGCAAGGAUGUUAUGUCCUACCCUAAUCCUCUUUAACCACAGACAGAGAUUUUGAUUUGUAACACACAGGAAAAUCACAAAAUGGAGGACAACCACACAAUACUGGGUCUCAUGGCUGAUGAAGUUGACACAUAUUUUGGGGGGACACAAUUCAAUCCCUGACACCUAAGCUAUAAAGUGUCCUGUCUAUUGGUGAGACUUGCAGUUUACACCCUUAAUUCUACAUUAAGUGGCAAAAAGUACUAGCAGUGUGCUGGCUAAUCCCGAAAUUCCAAUAAGUGCAGUUACUCCAAGAAUAAUUUCAACAGAUAAUGUCCUUGUCUUGCCUCUAAGGAAUGAUUAUAUAAGAAUCCAAAAAGGACUAUUAUUUUUAUUAGGAAGAAAUUUCCUCUGGUAUGAAUAAGAAAUAUAUCUUUCUUUUUUUGUUGUUGAAGUUAGUUUUCAGAUCAUUCUCUUUGCAUUUUUUAAUUAUUUCCAGCAACUGAAAUAUCUGUGACAUUGGAAGAAAAAGUAAAUAUUUCUUAGUAUUUAUCAUGUCCCAGGAACUCAACUAGUUGGUAAUGUGAGUGAUUAUGUAAUGUAGCCCUUCAUUCUAGGGUUGAGGAAAGAGAAGCUCAAAAGAGUAAAUCAUUUGACCAAGCUAUAGAGCCAGUGUCUCAUGACUCUGAACACACUGCCCUUUCCUCUCUACCACAUAACUAUAUCCAUUAACUGAGAUUCAGAGUAUGUAUGAUAAAGUGAAAUAUUGUUUUGUAUUGGGGGGUGAUGGAAGGGAAAAUAGUAAAUUCAAGCAUGUGGAAUUCAUAGAAUGAAGGUUUGCUCAACUUUAUUCUAGAUAUUCUCCUGAUCUCAGAUAAACUCAUGUUUUUAAUUCCUGGACUUUGGAUUUAGGCAUAACUAGGAUUUAAUGCUAAUACAUAUGCUAAUAAUUACUACCUUGGGCCUUAAAAGCACUGCUUAUUAGCCUCCUAUCUAUUUAUUAAUUAAUUUGACAAACUUUACUGAGUAUCUCCAACUGUUCUAGGUGCUAAAAAAAAAAGAUUUAGUAAUUAAGAAAAAUGCAAGUUCAUUAUAGUUAAAUGAGAUACUACAUCGGGAAGUGUUGCUUGGUGAGAGAAAAGCAAUCAGUACAUAGUGAUAUGAUUUUUACCUCAGUUGUCCUGUGAGAAUCAGAAGGUGAAGUCAUGAACUUUUUCACAAUGCCCAGCUUCCCACCACAGGUACUCAUGCAUCACUAAAAGGGAGAGUCUAGAGUUAAAGCCAUUUCCUGCUCUUUGAAAACUGACCAGGGACCUCCCAAAGAUGCAUUAAAAAUUUCAAGCACCCCCCACCAAACACUAAAUACUUAGAUCCUCACUCCCUAAUCUGUUUCACAACUGCAAAAUGUGAUCUCCUAGCACGCCACACAACCAUAUCUGUUUCCUUACGUAAAAGGAGGUUGUCAGAUGAUCCUCUUGCCACAUAUUAAUCAUCCCAAGCCUCCUCCACCUCCUCCCCAAAGCCUGGGGUCAGGCCUUCUUAAUAGAUACGUCUGCUGGAGACAAGUGAUGCUGCUUCACUCUCUAUCACCAUUGGCUGAUAAAAAGGUCUAUGAAGGGAUGGGGAUUUCCAGCAAAUGUUUCGUUCUCCUUUCUUAAAAUGCCUCAGUGUAAAAGCUAUAAUGCCUUUCCAAAAUGGAAUUAAGUUGAACAGAGAUGGAUGAGAAAGAUUUUGGGUUUGAGGACUUAACUUGUGGGAGUUGCCUUCAAAAAGACGUAAGAGAAAUUCCUUCCAAAAUGACUCAUGAUUCCUUUAUUAUCCAAUGAUAUUUCCUACAAGGCAAAGCCUACAUGAUUCCCUAGACAGACACAUCAUGCCAUCCCUCUGCAACAAAGACCCAAAAAAACCUAAAUAUAACAGAUAAAACAAAAAUCCUGGAACCCUAAGCAUAAAAUGAAGAGAUAAAGAACUAGAUCAAACACUGAAUGGAAGUGACUCUUUGUUCUCGGGCUGUCUCAGGACUCUUUAUUUGUCUUUGAUUUUGGCAAGUGUGAUUACAGAGAAUGAAGAGAGAGAUGGAGUGGAGGUUCCAUGCCACCUAACAUAGCACAAUAUCACCAUCUUGAAGCACAGCCAGCAACAGACAGGGAGUAUGGGAAGAUACCUUCUCAGAGCUCCCAACAGAAGACAGAGCACCAGCCCCGUAUGCCCAAACUACCCUCCUUUCCACUUGAACAGCUACUGAACAGACAGAAACAACCCCAUGCCAGUCUCUAUCCAACACCCCCACCUAUCUGGUGAUGGGCUAUGAAGGCUCCCACACUGCUGGACCAAAGUCAAAAGGAGGACAGUGUGCCCCUUGUCACCCUCAACCAUCUCACCAAACUAGCGUACAGCAAAGCAAGCUCACUCAGCCUGCUGCUGCCCUGCCCACCUGGACAAGGUGGUGAGAGCUAUCAUACCCACAGAUGAGCAGCAGCAAACACUCCUGGUCUAGCCACCCUAACAUAUCAAACAAAACAAAGAAGCAGGAUGAAACAAAUGAACACACAAUCAAUAAGUACAGAAGAUAAUACCUUAAUGUCUUGGACACAGCAGACAAUAACAAAACAUAUAAAAAAGCAGGGCAAGAAGGCUCCAGCAAGUGACAAAAAUAAAGAAUCAGAUAGUCUUCUUGUAGAAUAAAAGUCAGUGGAGCUACCUGAUGUGGAAUUCAAAAGACUAAUGUUUAGGGCUCUCCAAGAGAUAGCAAAAAGGUCAAGGAAAACAGAUAAAACCAAGGAAAAAUUAGACAAAAUCAUUGAAAACAUAACCAAAAUCAAGAAACACACAGACAAAGCAACAUUGGAAUUCAGGAAAAUAAUACAAGAACAGAAUGUCAGAAUAAAUAAACAAUUAGAAACCAUACAAAAACAGCAACUGAAAAUCCAAAAGAUAAACAACAAAAUUUCAGAAAUGAACAAUUCCAUAGAAGGUUUAGGAGCAAAUUUGAAACAAUGGAAAACAAAAUCAGUGAGAUGGAAGACAAAUCCAUUAAUGCCACUUUGUGAAAAAAAAAUCAGAGAAAGGAAUGAAGAAAACCUAAGAAUUAUGUAGGUCACAAUCAAGGGCAUAAAUUUCUGCAUGAUUUAGAGUUCCCAAACCAGGAGAGAAAAUGGAAAACGCAGAGAAGAUUGUUGAAGAUUUCCUGGCAGAAAACGUCCCAAAUAUCAUAAAAGAAGAAAAAAUGACCACCCAAGAAGCUCAACCAACCCCAUAUAGGGUAGAUCCCAAAAUAAAGGUACCAAAAUAUAUCAUAAUCACACUUGCCAAAAUCAAAGACAAAGAGUCCUGAGACAGCCUGAGAAAAACAAAGAGUCACUUACAAAGGGGAAACAAUAAGACUAAGCUCUGAUUACUCAGCAGAAACUUUGCAGGCUAGCAGGCAAUAGGAUGACAUACAUAAAACCUUGAAAGAAAAAAACUGCCAAUGAAGAAUAAUAGAUCCUGCAAAACUCUCUCUCAAAUACAAUGCCAAAUGAAGACAUUUACAGAUAAACAGAAAUUAAGGGAAUUCAUAAAAAAUAAACCAAAAUUACAAGAAAUAUUAAAGAUAGUUCUUCAGUUAGAGAACCAACAACAUAGGACAACAACUGGAAUCUAGAACACAGAACACCAUCAGCCAGAAACCAGCCAAGGUAAAGGACUCUCAAUAAUAGAACACAGCUAAUUAAUUAAAAUAGGGGGAAAAACAAAAAAGACAUCCAUCUGUAAAUGAUGACAACUUCAAAACAAUACAAGCGGGAAUAAAUAGUGUAAGUAUAGAGCUUUCAAUUGCAGAGGAAGUCAAGGUGAUAUCAAGUAAUAAAAGACUGGUUCAAACUUAGAAAGAUAAGGGCAAAUUUCAAGGUAGCCACAAAGAAAGCUAGCAAACCUACUCAACAGAAAAAAAAAAAAAAAAAAGACAAAAAACAAA
Molecule: messenger RNA, 6520 nt
Organism: Loxodonta africana (African savanna elephant)
Lineage: Eukaryota; Metazoa; Chordata; Mammalia; Proboscidea; Elephantidae
Product: HLA class II histocompatibility antigen, DP beta 1 chain-like
Exons: 6
Coding region: 75-848 (257 amino acids)
Biological process (GO): antigen processing and presentation; immune response
Cellular component (GO): MHC class II protein complex; membrane
Source: RefSeq, a predicted model, not a curated record